Molecule: messenger RNA, 561 nt
Organism: Phodopus roborovskii (desert hamster)
Lineage: Eukaryota; Metazoa; Chordata; Mammalia; Rodentia; Cricetidae
Gene: Qrfp
Product: pyroglutamylated RFamide peptide
Exons: 2
Coding region: 1-462 (153 amino acids)
Molecular function (GO): orexigenic neuropeptide QRFP receptor binding
Source: RefSeq, a predicted model, not a curated record
AUGCACACAGCCCUGAGGGCCACCGGGGCACCUCUGCGAACCAGCUGGCAGUCGAGUACUCUGAUGAGGAGCCUCCACUCUUUGCCUUACCUCCUUCUCCUGCCACUGACUACCUGCUUCCCCCUGCUGGACAGAAGGGGACUCACAGACGUCGGUGACGUAGGAGCCAGGAUGAGCUGGGCCCACCUGGUUGAGGGACUCAGACCACACUCAGUUAGAGGCCCUUUCCUGUGGCCCAGAGCACCACAGCCGCAGGCCCUGCUUGUGGUGGCCAAGGAACUGCGGGCCUCACGCAGGGCGCACACUGGCUUCCGCCUGGGGAGGCAGGACAGUAGCAGCCAGGCGGCAGGGUUCCUGCCCACCGACUCAGAGAAGGCCAGCGGCCCCCUGGGGACCCUGGCGGAGGAGCUCAGCAGCUACAGCAGGAGGAAGGGAGGCUUCAGCUUUCGCUUUGGCCGGUGAGGGCCUUUGUGGACUCUGCCUGUAUUUCCACUAUUGCCCUGACCAACACCCGGCCCCUCAAGGCCCCAGACUCCAGAGAGUAAAGCCUGUUAUAAUGAA